This is a messenger RNA of Penicillium cosmopolitanum, 753 nucleotides long. Its product is annotated as putative heme/steroid binding domain protein. Gene Ontology annotation, cellular component: endomembrane system; membrane. The transcript has 2 exons. Lineage: Eukaryota; Fungi; Ascomycota; Eurotiomycetes; Eurotiales; Aspergillaceae. The coding region runs from base 1 to 753 and encodes 250 amino acids. The record is from RefSeq and is a predicted model, not a curated record.
AUGCCGGAACUCCGCCAGCGACAAACAACCGCGUCCUCCGGUCCCAAUCGCGACACAAACACACCAACACCCCAACCAUCACGCCACACCUCCAACGAAGACCGCGGCAUCAGCGUCCUGGACAUCAUCCGCGUGCUAGUCACCCUCGUCAUCGCAUCAUGCGGUCUUUCAUACUAUGUCACCAACUCUGAAUCCGUUUUAUGGGGAUACCGACCGUGGUAUACACGGUGGCCGGUACUGAAGUCGUACAUGAUCGGACCUAUAACACUCACCCCAACCGAACUAUCCCUCUACAACGGCAGCGACUCCUCGCUACCAAUCUACCUCGCCGUAAACGGGUCUAUCUUCGACGUAUCCGCGAACCCAGGCAUGUACGGACCGGGUGGUGGUUACGGAUUCUUCUCCGGCCGCGACGCAACACGUGCGUUUGUGACGGGGUGUUUCCAGGAAGAUCUCACGCCUGAUCUUGGCGGGGUGGAGGAGAUGUUUGUGCCGGUGGAGGAUGUUGAGAAUGAGAGGAUUACGAAUGGGGAGAGGAAGAUUCGGAAGGAGCGCGAGGUUAGACUUGCUAGGCAGCAGGUUGAGAAGACGGUGAAUAGGUGGGAAGGGUUCUUCCGGAAUCAUGCGAAGUAUUUUCAGGUGGGGAGAGUUAGUGGUGAGCAGGGGGAGGGCGAUGAGCUGUGGGGGAAGCGGCCUCUUUGUGAGGCGGCGGCUGGUCAAAGGCCGAAGAGGAGUGAGAUGGAGGGGAAGUAG